This is a messenger RNA of Emys orbicularis (European pond turtle), 855 nucleotides long. It is a transcript of the gene RNF223, whose product is annotated as ring finger protein 223. Gene Ontology annotation, molecular function: ubiquitin protein ligase activity. The transcript is spliced from 2 exons. The record is from RefSeq and is a predicted model, not a curated record. Bases 1 to 855 code for a protein of 284 amino acids. Lineage: Eukaryota; Metazoa; Chordata; Testudines; Emydidae. Gene Ontology annotation, biological process: protein ubiquitination.
AUGGAGUCUUCUGCUCUUCUCCUCCCUUCUCAGAUUAUGGGAAGCGGCACUUGGGGGUCGGUCAUGUCGUGCUUCCCCCAAAUGCGGCGCACCGAGACGCCAGAUUCCCCCACCAGCCCCGUUCCUGCCGCUCCGGAUGAAAUCCCCAUUCCUAUUAGCCCCAUCAUAGUCACCUCCCCCACUGACGGCAGGAAGCUCAGCUCCCCGACGUCCAGUCUUGCCUCCCCCAAACCUACCUCCCCCAUCGAGUGCUCCAUUUGCUUCAACACCUAUGACAACAGCUUCAAGACACCCAAGCUGCUCCGGUGCUCGCAUGUCUUCUGUCUGGAAUGCGUGGCCCGCUUGACCUCGGCACUGCCCCAGCCCCGCGUUGAGGACCAGCUGCCCUGCCCCCUCUGCAGACAGCUCACAGAGAUCCCCCUUGAGGGCCCUCCGGCUCUCCAGACCAGCCAGGAGCUCCUGUCCACCCUGCCCGCCGAAUACCAACGGGAGAAGGUGGUGUGGAUGGAAGGCAGCAAGCUGUGCUGCAGGCAGUCAUCCCAGGACCCAGAAGAUCCCGACGCAUGCAUCUGCCUCGAUGUGGCCAUGAGCAAGCCCAAUCCCCCCGUGACGCCGACAGAGGGCAUGGCUGGGAGGCUGUCCCGCUGUGCCAUGUGCGACGACUGGAAACGCAUCGUCCUCCUCUCGGCCCUGGUCAUCAUUCUGCUGUGCAUCAUUCUGUGGCCGGUGCAGUGUGCCCUGAAAACUGGGAACCUCCGCUGCUUCACAAGGACGGUUACGUUCACCAGGCCAAACCCUGUUCCAUUUACAUAUACAACCCCGCCAGCGCCCGGGACCAGCCCACCCUCGCGCUAG